This is a messenger RNA of Schistocerca cancellata (South American locust), 10241 nucleotides long. RefSeq names its product regulator of G-protein signaling 7 (gene RSG7). Gene Ontology annotation, biological process: G protein-coupled receptor signaling pathway; regulation of G protein-coupled receptor signaling pathway; intracellular signal transduction. Bases 303 to 1772 code for a protein of 489 amino acids. The record is from RefSeq and is a predicted model, not a curated record. The transcript has 13 exons. NCBI's taxonomy places the organism in Eukaryota, Metazoa, Arthropoda, Insecta, Orthoptera, Acrididae.
UCUAGUGUAAUUAACUUGGUUCAGUUCAUGUAUUCGCCGAAAGAUGGCGCUAUAUGUAGUGGCGGAUUGAUCGCAUAGGUUAAGCGGGGUAGUGUUAGUUUGAUGUGUACUGUGUUGAAGUUUUUGUAUUUUCGUUACAGUGAAAAUAAAGUGACAUGAUUUUGAGAUGUUUUGUGUUGACGGUAAUUUAGAACAAAGUUAAUUAGUGCAUGGAGUUUAAUUAAACAUUUCGUCGGUCCCUUGAGGGAUUCGGUAUUUCCUUUCGUUCGAGAAGGGCACGAUGCUCUUUCUAGCUUUGUGAUAUGGUCACUAUGAGCUCCGAUAAGUCGGUUGUCCGACGCAAAGCAGAUUCAAACAAUGGUGCUCAGGCAGCAGGACCUGUGCCUGGUGGUACAGAAGAUACUCCAAAUCAUCUUGUUUACAAAAAAAUGGAGCAGAUUGUUGAAAAAAUGCAGGAUGAAACAACUGGAGUACCUGUCAAAACAGUCAAAAGUUUCAUGUCUAAAAUACCAUCCGUGUUCACAGGAUCAGAUUUGAUAAUGUGGAUGCUAAAGAACUUGGAUGUUGAAGAUCAAGUGGAAGCCCUACAUCUUGCUCACUUGAUGGCGGCACAUGGGUACUUUUUUCCUAUUGAUGACCAUAUGUUAACUGUCAAAAAUGACAAUACUUUCUACAGAUUUCAGACACCAUACUUCUGGCCAUCAAAUUGCUGGGAACCAGAAAACACAGACUAUGCGGUUUACCUCUGCAAGCGGACUAUGCAAAACAAGACACGACUGGAGCUAGCUGAUUAUGAGGCAGAAAACCUGGCACGAUUACAAAAAAUGUUUUCCAGGAAGUGGGAGUUUAUAUUCAUGCAAGCUGAAGCCCAAAGCAAAGUAGACAAGAAACGUGACAAACUGGAAAGAAAAGUACUUGACAGUCAAGAACGUGCCUUUUGGGAUGUGCAUCGGCCCAUGCCAGGGUGUGUAAAUACUACUGAAAUUGAUAUAAAGAAAGCCUGCAGAAUGAAUAAACCAUUGAAAAGUAGUAAGCAUCUACAGUUGGGUGUGGCUGGAGGUCGCAUUUCACCCUCAACAUUGGAAACUGAUCUUGCUACGCCUGUGGAACAUUUAAAGAGACAUAUAGCUAUGCUAAGGAAGCGUUUAGAUAGACGGAAUAUUAAAGUUUCUAAAGUAGCAGAGGCGUGCAUCAGCUACUUUGAACAGUAUAUUGAAUAUGAUCCAUUUUUCACUCCACCUGAGCUUACUAAUCCAUGGAUUUCAGAUAGUACUGAAUUAUGGGAGCAGGAAAAAACAGCGAAAGAAAUUUCUGCUCGGCGAGUAAAACGCUGGGCAUUCAGCCUUCAGGAGCUACUGCAAGAUCCUGUAGGGAAGGAACAUUUCACCAAAUUUCUUGAUAAAGAAUUCAGUGGGGAAAAUCUCAAAUUUUGGGAAGCUGUACAAGAAGUAAAAGCUUUGCCUCAGAAGGAUGUCCAGGACAAAGUAAAUGAGAUUUGGGCUGAGUAUUUGGCACCUGAUGCUAGCUGUCCAAUAAAUGUUGAUUCCCGUUCCUAUGAAAUCACCAAAAAGAACAUGGAAAGUCCCGAUCGGUGGAGCUUUGAUGUAGCUGCAGCACAUGUUUAUCACUUGAUGAAAAGUGAUAGCUAUUCGCGGUAUUUAAGGUCUGAAAUGUAUAAAGAAUUCUUAAAUGGCUCAAAGAAAAAGACAUCUGUGAAAGGAAUUCGCUCAAUAGUUUCUUUCUCAGCUCGUAAGGAAACAACAUCAUCAUAGUAUGGUUUUAUGGGAAGAAAAUAAUUUUCUAAAAUAUAUACAUCGUGAUAGCCACAAGCUGAAAUCAUGAGAAUGGUGGUCAAAUAUUGCAUGAAGAUGGAAUUUUGUACAGAUGUUAGUGAAGGAAACCAUCCGUUUUGGUGUUUGGAUUUCACUAUGCAAAUGGGGUUGUGAACCCAUAAGUGAUAUUUUUGUAACCUGUAACAUCCUUACUUAUGAUGCAGUGAGUACAUGAAUUGAGGUUGCUAAGUAUAAAUGAGAAAUUGCUGUUAAGAACUGUUCUGUUAGAAAUGUGAGUGUAAAUUGAUAAUUUAAAAUUUAGAAUGUAUAGAAGUUAAAUAUGACUGGUGCAUUACAAGACUACUCUUCAUGUAUUAUAAUGGGGACUGUCACUGUCAUGUACAUAAUUUGAGAAGCUUUUUUUGUUGGCAGGCUAUAACCAAAGUUACUCUGUUAUGUGGUAUGAAACUGUUUUCAGCUCUUAAUGCUGCAGAAUAUGUAACAUAUACUUGCAAGAAAUUAGAUUUAUGUACGUAAGCCUUGCCAUAUCUUAUCUUUAUGCUCCCUUAAAACUUAAUAAAGCAUUUAAAAUCAGGAUUUGGGUUUACUGGCUGCACAAAUGCAGUGCUAGUAUUUUGCACAUUUUUUUAAAGCAUAUAUAGUUACUUUGAUUCCAAGAUUCUUUUGUUUUUAUUGUAUCUUUGAUAAUUUUGAAUUUCAUUGUUGCAUAUUAGUACGUCUUGAUAUUGAAAUUAGCUUCUCAUACUCCAUAAUUUAAGGAAGGUACAGCACAAAGUGAAACCAUAUCAAGGAGAUUAAUUUGAGUCACUGCAGUUUUUACCAUGCUGUCACCUGUGAAACAAAGUAUUAAAAAUAACAGUAAGUGUAAACUUGGUAAAUGAGAUUUAGGAUGCUAACAUAGUUGUUAUAUGAUCCUUAUGUGAGGAGACUUAGUAGUCUGACUUAAUAUUUUGUAACUUAAGCACAGAAUUUGUAGAGUCAAGAAGGAUAUGAAACAUUUGAUGUUUGUAUCAUUCACAAAGUGUUCUGCAGUCUACGUGUUUUCUGUUUCCUAGUGCCAUAAUUGGAGUGUCACAAUAUCCAUCCAGUGUGCAACAUGAUCUGUGUCUGGAGACAUUGAUGUAGAUGUGGUUUAAAUAUGCUGGCAAGAAACUCCAAAGUUAUGGAGUUAUCUCUGAGUAUUAUUACUUAAAAUGUAAUUCAGUGUUCAAUAGCAGAUUGAAAUAUUACUAAAUAUCUUCAUUUAUAGUAGCAAAAUGACAGAAAGUAUCAACAUGAAUUUUAGUGGAUAAUGUUGACAUGUUCAAAAUUCAUUUACACUCUGUGACAUGUUGGUUCGUUUACUUCUGUGCUUGAAGCAAUUGUAGAUGUCCACGGGUAGUAUGGUAGUUGGUGUUACAGAAGAAAGCCAAACCCACAGCUGUUAGUCAGCUUUUGAAACUAUUUACAAAAUUAUUGCACAAUAUUGUAACUUAAUUCUGUAUUUCUUGUGUAGCAUUGUUAUUGUGAUUGUUUUUUUCCAUUUAUUGUUUGUUACCGAUUUUCAUAUUAAACUUAAGUGACUAAGAAUCAUCUGUGAUCGAUUUAUGUUCUAUGAAAAGACUGUACAAGUGACAGAAAAAAUUUGCUCAUGAUAAAUAUUAAGGAUACUUAUAUAUGGUGCAUUUUUUGAGCACUUUUAAGUUUUCUUAUUCCUUUUUUGUCUGUUUAUGUUUUUGUUAUAUUUUUUGCUUUUAAGCCAGUCAUUUUACGAAAGAAUACAAUAAAUAACAGUUACCUUGAUUUUGUAAAGUUCCAGUAAUUCUUCAGUUUCAAUUCUAUGGUCACAAUAAAGGAGGAGUGUCAGGUUAAGUGUAUAGGACUCAUCAAAAAAUGUUAACAGUAUGAAUUAGGGGAUGAUAUUUCAAAGAAAGUUUUUUGGAAGUGUCAUAACAGGUCCAGUCUUUUAGAAUGUUCCACAUUUCACUUUUAACAGAUUUCAUAAUUAAAAUACACUGCUUGUUAGUACUUGUAUUCAUUCUUAAGGAGAACAAUGAAAUAUGGCAAUAGAAAGCAUCUAAUCUAUGGUGGGCAGUGAAACAUAGUUUUAAGUUUCAUAAUAAAUGAAGGGAUAUCAUAUCUGUGUCAUUACAGAACCUUUUCAGGCACUUGAUGGCAUUUGACGAAAACAGUUGCAGUGAUCAGUUUGAUUUUUGUGGUUUAGGGAAGAUGUGCUCAAGUGAAUGCUCAAUACCAUGUAAUGGAAAUUUGUUCUCCUAUUUCAUAUAUAGUACUAGAAGUUUUUGUGUUAAAAUUGUUAGCUUGUUUGUUCUACUUACUCCACAACACAACUUUAUGUUCUUUCAUUAUGUUAUGUCACUGAGACACUCAUUUUGUCUCACUUAUUUAGUCCACAGAAGCAUUGUGUGAAAUAUACACUGUUCUCUGACCUCCAUCAUUGAGAAGAUGAUUAACCAGUGCUUACGAUGGCCAUUUAAAUUUGUGCUGUGAAAGAGGUCUGAUGAGAUGCUUGUAAUGCACAAAUAUUACACCUAAUUACACAGGGGUACAAUAAGAAAGGAAAGUGAGAGAACAUUUAUAACAGAUGGUAUCUGAGUUACAGUGAGUGACUUCAUGAAACACAUGUAGUGUGCUCGCAGUUGAGUUUACAGUUUUAGCUGGCAGAUCAGAAACAAACCUUAAAUGCAUGCCCUUAUCAAUGAUAAUAGUAUGUUUUAGAAACACAAAUAUGUCAUAGUGUGUGUGUAUGUGAAACAUUAUGAGAUAGCGACUUGCCUUUUGUGUUAGUUUACCAUAAAAACAGUUUUGUGGUGUUCUUCUGCUAUCUUAUGAAAGAAUUACAUAUCUAUGGUUUUUAUUUUCUUGUAGGAUCAUUUACAUUGUGCAGGGUAAUCUUGCCUUUGGUUGAAUGUAUCUUCCUAAAAUUACAGGUUUUCUUACACGUGUUAUAUGUGGUGUGUUACAUAUUUUAUUAUUUCUGCCACUGAUACAUUCACAAAAGCUGCACAGCAUUCCAUUGCUAACACAUUUAUCAUCACACAUGAAAAAUGUGUACAUUCACUUUUCCAACAAGAUAUGUUAUUUCACAUGGUAAAUUAGAUUUGAAAGAGUGCUUGUGCACCUAAAACUUCUCUCAGUACGGCAGACACUUAUUAUUGCUACCACAUUUCUGAAGUGAUUUACAACUGUCUUCAUUUCACUACAUAUUGCUGAACUUCUGCUUCCUACAAAAUAUCUUAAAUAGAGGUCUUCUCUCCUGUUUCAUUCUGUAGCUAAAAGGUUAUUUAAAUUUGUUCUGCUUCAGUUUCAUAAUCCAUGAUUCAAACACUAAUAAAACUGCAGGCUCUUAAGUUCAUAUUGCUAUUAAAAUAAUAAAUAACUGUGUACUGACUGUUCUAGUGUCAACUGUGUAAGUUUGGUGAUAUUCAAAAUGAAAACAUGCUGUGGAGGAAGCUUCCGUAGACAGCUCGUGACACCUGGUAAUUAACAUUCAUUUAUUAAUCCACUUUGUUGUAUCCCAACUUGCACACCAUCUGAGUGCAUAUUUGAGUGACAGACAUUGUUGUCUUCCAUCUCAAGAUAACUUUUCAAAUUCACUAUGACAGUGGAAUGCUAUGAACUGAACUGCAUGUAAACAAAGACUUCGUGAUAAGGCAUCACCCACCUUAGAGAUGGAGUGGCACAUUGACUUACAACAGUUAAUGAUGGCUAUUGAGCCCUGCAACAGUUAAUGAUGGCUAUUGAGCUUUCGAACAUUUGAAGGGUUCGGUGGUAGAAACUGCUAACACACAAGAGCAUAUUUCGCAUUAUUGCAUGUUAUACAUUUGGUUAAAUUCAAAUGUGAGGACAUACAUGUAAUUAGACAAAGCAAUUUAUACAGUAGACAGUAUAUUCUAACCAUGCAUAUCGAACUACUACUACCUGCAUGUGGUAAAUUUGAAAACACAACAGAUAAGUAAGCAGAUUAAUCCAUACUAAAUAGGAGGGUUUGCACUUUCUUCAACUGGCCCUUUCAUUUGUUCAUUGUGACAACAGAGAGGAAAUUAUGCACAGACGUUUUUGUAUAAUCUGCAUUUUUAAAAUUUUCCUGUUUCUCGAGAAUCAAUUUCCAAAAACCUAGUAGUCAUCACUUCAUUUUAAGUGUCUGUCGGCCACUGGUCACUUUACUCUUAUGGGCAGUUAUUGCCUACACUCUCAGUCAUUUACAUUUGGAAUCCUAUAAUCUAAAACAGGAAUUAUCAUUCCUGAGGACAAAUGAGAUUCAAAAGUGAGUUAAUCUAUGGUUUCACACAUGCGCAGUGAAGGUAAAAUCAUUCAUUAUGAACCAUUUUGAAAAGUUGUUCUCCAUCUACAAAUGUGAAUAAAGAUUAUAUUCUUUCCGAAUUUAUUAUGAAAUUUUACUUUUUAUUUGCAUUUUCAUUCAGAUUUUGAAGAAAAAUGGGUGUAUUAUAGGUCCGCAACAAUUCUGCAUUUGAUGUCAUUGUUUUUAUGUAUAGUAUUUGCCACCUAGUUUAAUAUUCUCCUUAUUUAGUGGCACUUUUACAUCAAGGUGGUGCUUGCCCAUGGCAACUGACUGAAAUAUUUGCAGUCAUAAAUACACUGAGAAAUUCAGUCUUAUGAGAAGCAGCCUCCAUAUGUGAUACUGAAAUGUCACAGAUAACAAAUUUACUGACAUGUAAAUUUAUGGACCUACUUAUACAAAAGCAUGAAAGCAAGUUUUACGAUACCAUCAUAGACAGUAAUAAGAACAAUUAUGUCUUAAUUUUAAUUAGUUUUAACUUGUUUCCUUUAUUAUCAAAGUUGUCAAGAUGUCCCUGCUGCCCCAACCCACCCUCCCCACUCUGCACCCAUCUUUCUCUGCCCUAUUCUUUUAUAUAGUGCCUUUUUUUAAACAAAAUAUUCUUUACUGUAAAAAAAAUGUUACCUUUUUAAGUAUAUGUGUGUCAUUUUGUUAGCCACUCACUCACUCAGGUACUACUUUGUUUCUAAACACUGGUUCAGUAUUCUAGAAAUAAAUCUUGCAAUUAUUUCAAAAGGUAUUUUACAAGAAAUGAUGACUCUCUCUCAUCUUGAUGUUAUUUACAGAAAAUGAUGACUCUGUCUCAUCUUGAUGUUAUUCACACCAAAGGUUACACAGACAAUAUUCUCUCACAUAUCUAUAAAUGAUAUGAAAUCAUAAUAGCAUUUUGUCAAACUUGCUUCCUUUAUUAUAUGUAUAUAUUUUAAGCUGACACACAAACGCAUACUCAUAAACCCACAUCCAUUGUACAUAUUUGCUUACACAAGUGUAAUAAAUGAAAGGGUCAACUGUUUUGACACUAUCUAGAAAUUUAUUCCAAUGUGGCCAUAUUGACAAGUUUUUAAUUAUUUAUAUUAUAAGAUCUCUCAUACAUUCAGUUAUGUAUAGUGGCCAAAUGAGAUAACUGCACACUGCUGCUGUUAUAAAUGUGGUAGAUUCCUUGUACAGUUAUAUGCUGUACUGUUGUAUACUAUCAGCCUCUAAGAAAUGUUCACUUCAUGUACUUUUUAUACUACUUGUUGUUUCUUUGGCUGAAAGAAUAUGUGCAUAUACGAUACACAAACUAUCACUCUAUGUGACACCGUGUAUCCUCAUUAUGUUAACACAUUUUCUGGGUCACAGCUGUUGCUUUACACACUCUUCAAAUUUUCUGGAUAUCUUAAGAUUCAGGCAGAAUUUUGGUUUUUGUUAUAUUUCUGCCAAAAUGUUCAGGAAUUGUUUUCAGCAUUAGUUGCAGUUUAAUGUAAACACUUAUCAUUAAGCACCAACUUUCUAAGGGAUAUCAGGGAUACAACAUAUUGUUUAACUUUUGUUAUUAAUUUUAUCCUAUUACAACUUUGAAAUUAUAUUGUUUCCCUAAAAGUAACCUUUUUACAUGUAUUUUCUGCCUUUGUUUAAAAGUGUAUGAAAAUAUGGAAAAUAUUUCCAGUGAGCUUUGUUUUUAAUUUAAAGAAAAAGCAGUCAUUAUUCCAGCAUUGGCAGAACUGUACACACCGUUAGUGUCCAUGUUGUUGUUCAGAAAUGAUCCCUAUUUCAUCUCUAUAAAAACAGUAAACUGUUGUCAUGUAAUAGAAACAACUAAAAAUUACUUGUCAUUGACAGUUGUGUGUGAAUGCUAAAAUUUCCCAUGUUGUGGUGUCCAACAUAAAGUUACGCUCCUUCAUGUGCAAUAUAACAUUGUUCUUUCACAGUUUGAAAUAACUUUAAAAAUUGUUGUCAAUGAUGUUCUCACAAAGACUUUUACAAUUUUGUUUUGAGUUUUACACUUAUUUACAUUCAAUAGAGCUAAUCCAUGAUUACUAGUGGGCCGUACUAUAAGUCUCCAAAUUUGCUUGGAAAAAUUCUAUAGCAUCUUUGUUGGUAAGAAAUAUGUAUAUGUGAAGCAAAGAUGAAAUUAUUUCCUCAUCUUCCUCUGCCACUACUGAGCAAGACAGUGUAAUGUUAACGCACUGGACUCACAUCUGGAAGGAACAGAAGUCAGACAUUCAUCUGGACAGCCAUGAGUUCCCUAAAUUUCUUACAGAAAAUAUCAGAAAGGGUCCUUCAAAAAGGGAAUGUCUUAUUCUUUUCCUGUCAUUUAUGAGCUUGUACUCUGUCUCUAAUGAUCUCAUUGUUGACUGCUCUUUAAACUCUAAACUUCCUUCAUUUUUCACUCUACUGCUCCAACAAAUUUGUGCUGCCCCCCCCCCCCCCCCCCUCCUUUUCCCAGUUCUCCCCAAUCUCUUCACUCUCUCUCACCUCAUCUGCGUUGUUUAUUGUCUCAUUGUUGCAAGAAUGAAGAAUUGCGACAAAUAGUGCUGUUAAAUUUAUUCAUCAGUUGUGUAUUUUCCAAUUUUAAAUGUUUCUCAAAUAAGAGGAACCAACUGAAAUAAUACAAGAAGAAAAUGAGGAAAAUGGGAAGUAUAAAUAAAGUCAGUGAUUUGUUGUGCUGAAGUAGCAGCAGUUUUUGUUUUACAUUUUCAUAGCAUUCUGAUGAUACAUAUUACCAUGUCCUUCAUUAGAAUUUAAGUGAAGAAUAUCUUUUUGUAAGUCAUGAUGAUGAUAAGGAUGUUACUGUUGGUGUGUCAGUUUCACCACACAUUUUGCAUUAAUGCUUACUCAUAAUAUUUUGUGUGAAACUGUCUGAGCUGACAAAAAGAAUAUUAAAGAAAUGUACAUGUGGAAAUACUAAUAACUGUGUAAUAGUAAAAGUGUGUAAUUUAUUGUUUCUGUAUGUCAGAGUUACAUGAGUAAUUUUUUGUUUCCAGGCGUGGAAGUAGGCAGUAGACUAUUGUCAUUUUGGACACUGUCAUUCGCAUUUCAUACCAUGUGAGCUUUAGUAGUUAUGCUGGCAUUACUGUUAGGUAGUGUAAGAAACAUUCUUUCCAUUACUUGCAUCAUGUGGUUCAUGUAAUAUUUAUUGAAAACUGCUUCUUGUUAAUUUAUAGAAGAAGAAAUGAAAUUGCAGAAUACAUUUUUAAAGUUUUCUUGCAUUAUGUGUUUGACACUAAUGUAUUAACAAGAACACUGAUAUUAUUUUCAUAGUGGAUAUAAAAAGUGUUGUGAAUGAAAAAAAAGGAUAUUUACUGCAUAUAAAUAAGUUUGAAGAUAUUUUUUAAUUGAGAAGUAGAUGUGUAGAGAGGCCUUUUUGUGAUUUCAGAAGUUUCUAUGGAAAUACAAUUUCUAGAAUUACUGUUGAAUUUGUUCUACUUAGUUUUUUAAUGGACAGAUUGCUAAAAUUGGCAUGGUCUGAUAUUUUAAAAGUUUCCAUUAAAAAACUUAAGAGUAAACAUGUUCAACUAUCUAAUACGGGUAUUUAAAAUGAAGAUCAGACUUUCCAAGAGAAGCUUAUGAUGUUUUAUGCUUAGUUACACAUAUUUCUAAUUAUGUGAAUUAAUAAAUAUGUUCUCAGAUGGGGUUCAUACCCUAAAAUUCUGUACAUGGUACUGAUUUUUAAUGUGACUUUUUUACUACAUGUUAAGAACUUGUCCAUGCAGAGCUGUAGUGGCAGUAUAUUGCAGUGUGUUUAAUAAAAAGACAUUAAAAUAGUUAAAGAAAACUGUUUGUCUGUUCAAAAGUAGCAUUAGUAUUACACUUUUCAAUUAGCACAUAGUUAAGGAAGUAAAACUCACAUCUGAUCCUGUAAUAGUUUGUGUAAAUCAUCCAGAAAAAAAGAGUGCCUCUAUUUCUUACACAUAAACAUCAUACUCAGAAGAUGUUUUAGAUGUCACUGUGUAGAAUGAAAGUAACCUGUCUGAUGAAGUCCACAUUGGCGAACUUAUAGGCCUGAUGAUUGUAUAUCAAACCACAGGUUUCACAUCUGGUUUAAAUAAUUGAACUUAGGAUGAAAACCUAAUUUGUGACAAAUGUUAACAUUGAUGUUGCUUCUGGUGGUCAUCUUAUGAAAGUAGUGUUAAACAUGGUAAAAACACAAAGGAACAAUUCUUGAU